Paramuricea clavata is the source of this 738-nucleotide messenger RNA. Lineage: Eukaryota; Metazoa; Cnidaria; Anthozoa; Malacalcyonacea; Plexauridae. The record is from the annotation of a GenBank genome assembly.
AUGCCUCACCCUGAAUCGUUUUCAUGGAAUGAGAACCUAAAAGACAACCUGGGGAUUGUUUUAGAUUCCAAGGAAGUUCAGAUUAAACUAGAACAGUUGUUUUCUCAAACAUCCUCAGGAACUCUUUGUGAUAUCAACCCCAUUGUGAAUGAAUUUACGGAAAUACUGAGUGCCUCAUGUAGUAAAGUGUUAAAAAUGAAGGGACGUAGAAAAGUUAAUAAGAAAAACAUUCCAAAACAAAGACAAAAAUGGUUCAAUCAGAAAUGUCAUACACUCAAAAAGAAUCUUCGAAACCUAGGUAAAUUGAUUACUAUAUAUCCAAAUAACACAUAUCUAAAACAUACAUUUUUCUCAAAAAAGAAAGAAUAUAAAUGUUUACUAAGGAAACUGAAAAGACAGUUCCAUAAUACCAUAUUAGAAAAAAUUGAAGCUUUAGCCGACAAUAACCCCAAUGAGUAUUGGAAGUUAGUAAAUUCUAUUAAGACUAGUCAGAAGUCUAAAGACCAUAAUGAAAUAUCAUCUUCUGAAUGGUUUGAAUAUUUCAAAAAUCUCAAUAAGAAUGAGCAUCUUUGCUCAGAGGAGUCAAGUACUGAAGCCAAAAUUGUUAAAGAUUACAAUAAGUGGGCAGCACAAAAAAUCGAUGUUCUUGAUCGACCGAUUUCCACUGAAGAAUUAUACAAGAUUUCAAAAAAACUGAAAAAUAAAAAGCAUGCGCCAAUGAUCCAUUAUCGAAUGUAA